Aspergillus tanneri is the source of this 1704-nucleotide messenger RNA. RefSeq names its product amino acid permease. Gene Ontology annotation, molecular function: amino acid transmembrane transporter activity. Gene Ontology annotation, biological process: amino acid transmembrane transport. Lineage: Eukaryota; Fungi; Ascomycota; Eurotiomycetes; Eurotiales; Aspergillaceae. Gene Ontology annotation, cellular component: membrane. The record is from RefSeq and is a predicted model, not a curated record. The coding region runs from base 1 to 1704 and encodes 567 amino acids. The transcript has 6 exons.
AUGGAGGUCCACGACAUCGAGAAGCACUCUGCUGGGAGCCCUCACGAGGCCGAGGAUGCGAAAUAUCCUGGCUUAUCCUCAGGUCCAUUCCACAACAAUGAACAGCGCAUAAGUGCGGACAAACUGGCCCGCAAGCUGUCUGCGCGUCAGGUCCAAAUGAUUGCCAUCGGCGGGACGAUCGGUACGGGUCUAUUUCUGGGAACGGGAAAAGCGCUGGCAACGGGUGGUCCGGCUUCGAUGCUCAUUGCGUACGCCAUCUGUGGUGGAAUCGUUUUCGUGACGAUGUUGUGCCUGGCUGAAAUGGCUGCGUUUAUUCCCGUUGCGGGGUCCUUCUGUACAUUUGCCGGUCGCUUUGUUGAUGAUGCGUUGGGAUUUGCUCUUACUUGGAAUUACUGGUUCAAUGAUGCUGUUUCCACAGCUGCCGACGUUAUAGCGCUUCAGCUCCUGCUUCAAUACUGGACGGAUAACUUCCCGGGAUGGGCAAUCAGUCUGAUCUUCCUUGUUGUUGUCAUCGGGCUGAAUGUCCUGUCUGUGAGAAUUUAUGGAGAGAUCGAGUAUUGGCUCAGCCUUCUAAAAGUAAUCACUAUAAUAAUUUUCAUCAUCCUGGGCAUUGUAGUCAAUUGUGGUGGCAACACGGAGCACAGAUAUCUCGGGGACAAGUAUUUCUACGUUGGGGACGCUCCUUUCGUCGGAGGGAUCGGGGGAUUUGCAUCAGUCUUUGUGACCGCUUCGUUCGCCUUUGGCGGCACAGAAUCCAUCGCUGUAACCGCAGGCGAGACCAAAGAUCCCGACAAGACUAUGCCCAAGGUUGUUCGCAAUGUCUUCUGGCGAAUCAUCCUGUUCUAUAUUGUGUCCAUCAUCAUCAUUGGUCUCAACGUGCCAUACAACUACCCCAACCUGUCUAAAGGAAACACCGCCACCAGCCCAUUUACCAUUGUUUUUACCCAAGCCGGCAGUCAUGUGGCAGGGAGUUUCAUCAACGCUGUGCUCAUGACUAGCGUCAUCUCCGCUGCGAACCAUGCAUUGUUCGCCGGUUCCCGACUGCUCUACACUCUUGCUGUGGACGGGUACGCCCCUCCUUUUUUCGGCCACCUGAACCGCUUCCAGAUUCCCUGGAUAGCUGUUCUAGCAACCUCGGUCAUUAGCGGUCUUUGCUUCGGCGCCAGCUAUAUAGGCGCGGGUCAGCUCUGGUCAUGGCUACAAAAUAUUGUCGGCGUCUCCAACCAACUCUCAUGGGUCUGUAUCGGCGUGGCAUCCCUACGUUUCCGCGCCGCCAUCCGCCACCAAGGUUUAGAACAUCUGCUUCCCUACAAGAACUGGACGUAUCCCGUAGGACCAAUUAUCGCCGUGUGUCUCAAUGUCGUCCUCAUCCUCGUCCAGGGCUGGUCCUGUUUCAGCCCCCACUUCAAAGCCGUCGACUUCGUCUCAUUUUACAUCGAAAUCCCCAUCAUGAUCGUCAUGUUCCUGGCCUGGAAACUGGUGAAAAGAACUCACUUCGUCAAACUCAGCGAAAUGGACCUCCUUACAGACAGGUACAACAUCGUCCAUGACGACGGGCUGGACCCGAAUGUCACCGGCGGCGAGUCCGACGAUCGUGCAGAUGGUCUGCCUUCUCGACGCGAGAAACUCCUUUCUUCCUUCAAGGAUGAUGAAAAGGGUGUUUGGGUUAAGUUGAAGAGAUUCGGCAUGUGGCUGUUCUUAUAG